AAAACAACCGAAAAACACGGCCGUUUAGAUAUUUCCUCUUCCUUUUCCUCUUCUUUGACAUUUCCUAAAUAUUAUAAAUAUUUUCUCUAAUCUUCAUCUCCAAAUUUUGAAUAAUAAUAAAAAAAAUUAACUGUUAACAGAGAUUUCAAACAAAAUGAGCGAUCAGUUAGCCAAAGGAGAGGAUUUCGAGAAGCAAGCCGAGAAGAAGCUCAACGGCUUCCGGUUCUUCGGCUCCAAAUAUGAAGACGCCGCCGAUCUCUUCGAUAAAGCCGCCAAUUCCUUCAAGCUUGCCAAAGCUUGGGAUAGAGCUGGAGCAAUGUAUGUCAAGUUGUCAAGCUGUCAUUUGAAGUUGGAUAGUAAACAUGAAGCUGCCCAAGCUUAUGUUGAUGCUGGCCACUGUUACAAGAAAACAUCAACCAAUGAGGCAAUAUCUUGCUUAGCGCAGGCAGUAGAUCUGUUUUGCGACAUAGGAAGGAUCAGUAUGGCUGCUAGAUAUUACAAGGAAAUUGCCGAGUUGUACGAGUCAGAAGCAAAUAUUGAGAAAUCCAUCAUCUUUUAUGAAAAAGCAGCUGAUUUUUUCCAAGGCGAAGAUGUAACUACUUCUGCCAAUCAAUGCAAGCAGAAAGUAGCACAAUUUGCUGCUCAACUAGAACAAUACCCGAAGGCAAUUGAGAUUUACGAAGAGAUUGCCCGACACUCACUUGGCAAUAACUUGCUCAAGUACGGAGUCAAGGGCCAUCUUCUGAAUGCCGGCAUUUGCCAUCUAUGCAAAGGCGACGUUGUUUCCAUAACUAAUGCAUUAGAGAAAUAUCAGGACCUGGAUCCAACUUUUUCUGGAACCCGCGAGUAUAGACUAUUGGCGGAUGUUGCUGCUGCCAUUGAUGAGGAAGAUGUUGCCAAGUUCACUGAUGUUGUCAAGGAGUUUGACAGCAUGACCCCAUUGGAUUCAUGGAAAACAACCCUUCUAUUGAGGGUAAAGGAGAAGCUGAAGGCCAAGGAACAGGAAGAAGAUGACCUUACUUAAAUAUUAAGAUUGAUUAAUAUUCUACUCAUAUGGUUUUUAUCCAAAUAUUGCAUUGUAUUAUCUGUCUCUUCAUUUACACUGUUCCUUCGUUUUCUUUUUCUUGGUUUGGGUUUUCUGGUUAGAGAAUGCAAUUUGGACAUGAGCUUGUAAUGGGGUAUGUGGUGUUUUAUGGAGUGUGCGUGGGAGGUGUUCUCCUCUGUGCAAGAGUGCCUUUGUAGAUUGUUAUGGCUAAUGAAAGUUUAAAUAAACCACAGGUUUCCGUAA
Molecule: messenger RNA, 1288 nt
Organism: Mercurialis annua (annual mercury)
Lineage: Eukaryota; Viridiplantae; Streptophyta; Magnoliopsida; Malpighiales; Euphorbiaceae
Product: alpha-soluble NSF attachment protein 2
Exons: 9
Coding region: 155-1024 (289 amino acids)
Biological process (GO): intracellular protein transport; SNARE complex disassembly
Cellular component (GO): vacuolar membrane; SNARE complex
Molecular function (GO): syntaxin binding; soluble NSF attachment protein activity
Source: RefSeq, a predicted model, not a curated record